AUUUCCCUGCUGCAGACAGAAGACGGAGGGCAACAUUUAUGUUCCCAGAGUGUCUUGUAAAAUGCAUGAGCGUAUUCCUCAUCUCGCCUGGAAGUCGCAGGCAGGCAAAAUGAGAGCGCCUGGACUCCGAAGCGAUCUGGAGCAACGUGCAGGAAACCGCAGAAAUGUAUCCUUGCACUUUCGUUCCGUCUCUAUAACGAUGGAUUAGAAAAGACUGCUUCCCCCCCUUCUUUUCCUCCCCUUCUAAAGAAUAUAUGUAUAUCUUAUUUGUGGUAGGCUUUUUCCAUCAUGGCAUUCUUGCAUUGUUUGGCUCUCGCACAACAGACGGAAAGCGAGCGGCUGUCUUUGGUCCCUGAUCUUUCUUAGCCGCGUGGCCCAAGGCUAUGCUGAGAUUCCUCUCCCACUUGUCUUGUUGCAGCCCAAAGGAGGAAUGUUCAGAGGAUGACAAGUGUAUUCUGAGUCGUAUCGUGGUGACCAACAUGCCAUUGAAAUGGAAAACGAGUUCUCCUGCUAUCUGGAAAUUCCCUGUUCCUGUGCUUAAAACAUCCAGGUCGUCGCCACUUUCUCCAGCAUACAUAUCUCUGGUUGAAGAGGAGGACACUCACAUGAAAGUUUCUCUCGGGAGCAGCGAUAUGGGUGUGUCUGCCCACCUGCAGUCAUCGAAAACGGGGACCACCAGAUUCUUCACCAGCAAUACGCACAGUUCUGUGGUUCUGCAGGGUUUUGACCAGCUGCGAAUAGAAGGUUUGCUUUGUGACGUGUCGCUCGUGCCAGGAGACGGGGAUGAAGUGUUUCCUGUGCAUCGGGCAAUGAUGGCAUCUGCGAGUGAUUACUUCAAGGCCAUGUUCACAGGUGGAAUGAAAGAACAAGACUUGAUGUGCAUUAAGCUUCAUGGUGUGAACAAAAUAGGUUUAAAGAAGAUAAUUGAUUUUAUUUAUACGGCAAAGCUUUCUCUCAACAUGGACAACCUUCAGGAUACUCUAGAAGCUGCCAGCUUUUUGCAGAUACUGCCUGUGUUGGACUUCUGUAAAGUGUUUCUUAUAUCUGGGGUUUCCCUAGAGAACUGUGUCGAGGUGGGGCGGAUUGCCAACACAUACAAUCUCACGGAAGUGGAUAAAUAUGUGAACAAUUUCAUCCUCAAGAACUUCCCAGCCUUGUUGAGUACGGGCGAGUUUGUGAAGCUGCCCUUUGAGCGCCUUGCCUUUGUCCUUUCGAGCAAUAGCCUUAAGCACUGCACGGAGCUGGAGCUUUUCAAGGCGGCCUGCCGCUGGCUGCGCUACGAGGAGCCCCGGAUGGAGUGCGCGGCCAAGCUCAUGAAGAAUAUCCGGUUCCCUCUGAUGACCCCGCAGGACCUGAUCAACUACGUCCAGACCGUGGACUUCAUGAGGACUGACAACACGUGCGUCAAUUUGCUCUUGGAAGCCAGCAACUACCAAAUGAUGCCCUACAUGCAGCCGGUGAUGCAGUCGGAAAGGACGGCCAUCCGUUCGGACAGCACCCACCUGGUGACGCUGGGCGGCGUGCUCCGGCAGCAGCUGGUGGUCAGCAAGGAGCUGAGGAUGUACGACGAAAAAGCCCACGAGUGGCGGUCUCUGGCGCCCAUGGACGCCCCCCGCUACCAGCACGGCAUUGCCGUGAUCGGGAACUUCCUUUAUGUUGUCGGCGGGCAAAGCAAUUACGAUACAAAAGGAAAGACUGCCGUGGACACUGUGUUCAGGUUUGAUCCUCGGUAUAAUAAGUGGAUGCAAGUGGCUUCUUUGAAUGAAAAGCGAACCUUCUUCCACCUAAGCGCCCUGAAGGGACAUCUGUAUGCAGUUGGUGGUCGAAAUGCAGCUGGAGAGUUAGCCACGGUGGAGUGUUACAAUCCCAGGAUGAAUGAAUGGAGCUACGUGGCAAAAAUGAACGAGCCCCACUAUGGCCAUGCUGGGACAGUGUAUGGGGGGCUAAUGUACAUUUCAGGAGGCAUCACCCACGACACUUUCCAGAAGGAACUCAUGUGCUUUGACCCCGACACAGACAAAUGGACCCAGAAGGCGCCGAUGACCACGGUCAGGGGCCUUCACUGCAUGUGUACUGUGGGCGAUAAGCUUUACGUCAUUGGCGGGAACCAUUUCCGAGGAACCAGCGAUUACGACGACGUUCUCAGCUGCGAAUAUUACUCGCCCACCCUGGACCAGUGGACGCCCAUCGCGGCUAUGCUGCGCGGUCAGAGUGAUGUCGGGGUGGCUGUCUUUGAAAAUAAAAUAUAUGUAGUGGGCGGAUAUUCGUGGAAUAACCGUUGUAUGGUGGAAAUAGUCCAGAAGUAUGACCCAGAGAAGGAUGAGUGGCACAAAGUCUUUGACCUCCCGGAAUCCCUGGGGGGCAUCCGUGCCUGCACACUGACAGUCUUUCCUCCUGAGGACGGUACAGGGUCACCUUCUAGAGAAUCUCCUCUUUCGGCACCUUGAGAAAGCACUCCGUGGGACUCGCCAUGUUGUCCGUUCCAGUCCUGUCGCGCUGCGGUCAUGGGUUCUCCUCCUGUUUGUCUUCAGUAGUAUCUAUGAGGCUUUGCCCUGAAGCGCCUGUUGGCACGUGAACCGAAGGGGGGAGGGACCGGGGGUGCGGAGAGAAAGAUCAGCCUUACUUGUGCUCUUUGAUCGGGAAUGUCUAUCAAACCGGACCAUGGGACACGUUGGGGUGGGGGGCAGGGGGGGUUUGGAGCCAGAUGUUUAGCAAAGGAGGACAACCGGUUGUCUUUGAAGCAGUAUCUUUGUAUUCGCUCCGCCAGUGGUUGUGUCUUAGGCGUGAGGAUAACGUGCAGCGUAAGAAACCAGUAAGCCAAGCCAGCAGACGUGGGGAGCGGGGAGGACGCAACACGCAGGGAACCGUGUUUGCUAAGCUGGGUUGCUGAAGGGCAGCCUUUCCUUGGUGCAUCUGUGGGGAGAGAAGCUGUCUACCAGUGCAAAUGUUUUGGCUGUUAGCUGCCCCCCCACCAUCUCCCAGUCGAAUGGGGCGUGUUUAGGCCUCUUUCCCCAACUUGUCUCCAGGGGUAAUUUUCAGAGGAUAGGUCAGACAGGAGAAACGUGGCCGUUUUGAAACCCUUAAUAAAUAGAUAAGAGGCAGAACCUGAAUCUGUUAAAAAAAAAACCAAUAUGUUUUAAAAAGUAAUAUAUUCAUAUUGUUUCCUCCCCCCUCCCAAUCCACCACAAGAAAAAGGAAACAUGCCCACGGUUUUGCAUUCUGGUCCUUUUCCUUCUGUUUUUUUUCCCCCUUGUUUCUUCCUUCCUGCAGCCCCCCCCCUCCCCAAAUGAGAAGAAAGCCUGCUUCCUCUGGGUUCGCUAAUGGGAGCCUGAGCUACCCGUACAUGAGGAUUCAGUUCGGUCGUGCCAUGACCUGCUUUGGGUGCCUGCACUGCCUUUUAGGUAGACAAGGGCUAGAAACUGUUUACUUAAGCCACUAAAAUUUCUGACCAAACAGUUCCUUGCAGAUUAAAUUGAAUCUCCCUUCGGUCCCAUCUUCCCUGUCAGCCAAUCUCCUUCUGGUGGUAAGAGAACUUGCCUCACACCUCUGUAUAGAAUCUCAGUUAAAACGGUUAUUUAGCACAAAUGCAGCUGGGACAGCAGCAAGCUGCUUUUGCUCAGAGAAUUCAGACUACCGUGUUUCUUUUGUUCAAUAAAAUCUUUAACUGCAAUUA
Molecule: messenger RNA, 3673 nt
Organism: Pogona vitticeps (central bearded dragon)
Lineage: Eukaryota; Metazoa; Chordata; Lepidosauria; Squamata; Agamidae
Gene: KLHL13
Product: kelch like family member 13
Biological process (GO): protein ubiquitination; regulation of cytokinesis
Cellular component (GO): Cul3-RING ubiquitin ligase complex
Molecular function (GO): ubiquitin-protein transferase activity; cullin family protein binding
Source: RefSeq, a predicted model, not a curated record